Molecule: messenger RNA, 858 nt
Organism: Auanema sp. JU1783
Lineage: Eukaryota; Metazoa; Nematoda; Chromadorea; Rhabditida; Rhabditidae
Source: the annotation of a GenBank genome assembly
AUGCAAUCUCUGCUUGUCCUCUCGUGCCUUUACGUGUUCGUUUCGGCUUACAACGUGCCCUACUUGACAGGAAAGGCUGAGACGAGUCACAGUGGCCCAUCCAGUGCCGAUGAGCUUCUAGACGAAUCUGAUCAUCACCUCAGAGAAAAAAGAGGAUUCUACUUUCCCAGCCACCAAUACUCGAACAACCUGUUGAUUUCCUCUCAAUCACCCAAUGAGUAUUUGAAGAAAUGGAUUGUGUACGAGCACAACAAGUACCGAAGAAUAGUGCCAGCUAGUGAUAUGCAUAUGCUCUAUUGGUCUGAUGAGCUUGCAGCAUCUGCCCAAAGGCAUGCCGACACUUGCGAUUUCCGUCAUUCUCGUGGACGUAUGAAUGUCGGAGAAAAUAUCUGGGCAGCUCCAUAUUCCAACUAUUCAGAUUCUAUUUCGAUCUGGUUUAAUGAGGUUCACAAUCCCCGCUGUGGAUGCAACCAUGCUUACAAACAUUGCUGUGGCCACUACGUUCAAGUUGUGUGGGCCAAAACAAACUUGGUUGGAUGUGGAUUCAGUAGAUGUCGCGAUGUUCAAGGAAUAAUGGGAAGAGGACAUCGUAAUGUCUUCGUGUGCCAUUACAAUCCUCAGGGAAAUACGGUAUUCGUGACGGGAUCUGGACAGCUUUAUGCGGUACCAGCCUUCACUUGGGCUACCGGAAAUAAGGCUCGAUGCUCGGACUGCCCAUCAUCAGCUCCAGCUUGUCAUCAAGGCCUUUGCUAUAUGCCUACAAACUAUAACCCUGAAAAUGCGGCAUCUCAAACUACAACAACAGUGCCCGUAUCAGACUUCUCAUCAACCGAAAACGAUGAGAAUGCUCUUAUAUAA